This is a messenger RNA of Phoenix dactylifera (date palm), 1328 nucleotides long. NCBI's taxonomy places the organism in Eukaryota, Viridiplantae, Streptophyta, Magnoliopsida, Arecales, Arecaceae. The record is from RefSeq and is a predicted model, not a curated record.
UCCGUUUUCUUCUCUCCUCUCCGCCCUCGGAAAAAAGAUCUCAGAAACCCUAAAUUUUCUCCCAAAGCUUCCCCCUUUCCCACGUCCAUUUCCACCCCAAAUCCAUCCCAUUUUACUUCGAUUUCUCCAGAUUCGUCGUCAGAUCUCGCUCCACCGUCGUCGAUUCUGGGGUUUCGACCCGUCUUCCUUAAGAUCUAGGGUUUCUUGGAUCCCGACGUCCGCCCGGGUUUCUUAUGCCUCAUUUGAAAUCGUAGGGAUUCGAGGCGUUGAUGUCGAUUCCGGCGAAGAACGACGACCCCGUCGAGAUCCGGGAGGUGUGGGCGCAUAACCUGGAGGCGGAGAUGGCUGUGAUUCGAGAGAUUGUCGACGAGUACCCCUUUGUGGCCUUGGACACCGAGUUCCCUGGCGUCGUCAUCACCCCCGUCCGCGAUUUCAAGAACAACGCUGAUGAAAACUACCAGAAGGCCCGCGCCAACGUCGAUCUCCUCCACGUCAUCCAGAUCGGCUUCACCUUCUCCGACGCCUCGGGCUGCCUCCCGCCCUCCCCUUCCGGCGUCGGCCGCCCCUGCGUCUGGCAGUUCAACUUCCGGGAGUUCGACGCCGACCGGCACUUCUGCAACCCGGCCUCCAUUGACCUCCUCCGCCGCUCCGGCAUCGACUUCCAAAGGAACCGGGAGUGGGGGGUCCAUGCCCUCCGUUUCGCGGAGCUCCUCAUGUCCUCCGGGGUUGUGCUUAAUGAUUCGGUCCAGUGGAUCGCAUUCCAUGGCGCCUAUGACUUUGCCUACCUCCUCAAGAUCCUGACUUGCCGCCGGCUUCCAGAGACCACGGCAGGGUUCAUGGAACUUGUCAGGACGUUCUUUCCCACAGUCUAUGACAUCAAGCACCUGAUGAAGUUCUGCAACAAUCUUUAUGGGGGGCUUGCAAAUGUGGCCGAGCAGCUGGAUGCCGAGCGGAUUGGGGCCAGCCACCAGGCAGGCUCCGACAGCUUGCUCACUGCUCAUGUCUUUUGGAGGUUGAAGGAGAAGUACUUUGGUUGGUCCAUUGAGAGAUAUGCUGGCCCUUUGUAUGGUCUUUAGACUUGACAGAACAGUUAUUUGGACAAAAUAGAAAAUGUUAGAAAUAAAUUUUGGAUGAAUCCAGAAAGACAAAAAAAAAAAAAAACUUGCUUUGGUGAAUACAUGCUUGGUGUGAUAUUCUCCUCAUUUGUCUACUUACAUCUUUGGUUGGUGAAAAUGGUGGUGGCUUCUUUGGCUGGUUUUUGUUACCUUAUCUAUUGCUUCUGUGCAUUCAGGUUUGUAGGACUGCAUUUCAUCUCUUUAUUCCUCAUA